ACUUGAGAGAGGGACUUCAUGCUUUGUUCCUUGAUUCUUUCUUCCACAUGGUUUUGUUUUUAGUUUCUACAGAUUUUUCUAGUUUCUUCCUGUUUCUAGGGUUUGAGAAGGCAUGGAUUUCCAGAGAAGGAGAGUUCGGCUUCUUUUCUUUAUCGCUGCCCUCGUUGCUCUCAGUAUUACAGCUGAAAAAUUUCGGCAGCUGGUUGGGGAAGAGGCUUCAUCCAAAAGUGGGAAGUUUACAUUCUUGAAUUGUUUUGAUAUGAGCUCUGGUACCUUGGCAUGUACAAUCAAGGAGGGUGUGAAGCUAUAUUUUUACAAUAUAAGAGCUGCUCACGUUGAGAGAGCAAGACAUCGAGCUAUCGAGACUGCCUUGACUGAUGCACUGACACAGGGUCUGAGUGCCAGUGAUGCUGCUAAGCGGGCACAGAAAGAGGGAGCUAAGGCAGCAAAGCUGGCAACUCGACAAGCCAAACGUAUUAUUGGACCUAUUAUCUCUUCAGGAUGGGACUUCUUUGAAGCCAUUUACUAUGAAGGGACCAUGACAGAGGGGUUUCUCAGGGGAACCGGAACCUUGUUUGGAACCUAUGGAGGAGGUUUCCUUGGAGAAGAAAGGCUUGGGAGGUUUGGUUAUCUUGUCGGAAGCCAUUUGGGCAGUUGGGUUGGAGGAAGGAUAGGACUGAUGAUAUAUGAUGUCAUCAAUGGGGUGCACUACUUGCUUAGUUUUGUUCAAACGGAAGAAAAUACAGUAAAUGAAACUCUUUAUGGAAGUUCUGAAGCUUCUGAAGAUUCCUACGUUUAUGAAACCCCUGCAUAUGAGCUAUGAUACAUCCAGAGCCUCUGAAUGUUCUUAUUAUGUACCAUACUUAGGUGUCCUCGUGGUUUUUUAAUUGAACUUGUAAGCUUAGUGAUUGGAAUAUCACCAUUCAUAUGGCAAAAAAUUAAUCAAUGACAGUAAUUGGUUCUUUGGGGGCAUAAGAAAUAAAUCUUAUAGCAUUUCUGACGAUGGUCGUGUUUUACUGUAUGCAUACCAUGUUCCCUAUUUUGGACCGUAUGGCCAUAUGCUUUUGGAUCCACUAUCAUUUUCUGUGCUGGGAAGAAGAAAAGAAUCAGAGGGAAAAUGCACCAUACUCCAACAUUGUCGAUUA
Messenger RNA from Nelumbo nucifera (sacred lotus), 1145 nucleotides. RefSeq lists its product as uncharacterized. The record is from RefSeq and is a predicted model, not a curated record. Lineage: Eukaryota; Viridiplantae; Streptophyta; Magnoliopsida; Proteales; Nelumbonaceae.